Talaromyces rugulosus is the source of this 1782-nucleotide messenger RNA. RefSeq lists its product as uncharacterized. Gene Ontology annotation, molecular function: protein kinase activity; ATP binding. The coding region runs from base 1 to 1782 and encodes 593 amino acids. NCBI's taxonomy places the organism in Eukaryota, Fungi, Ascomycota, Eurotiomycetes, Eurotiales, Trichocomaceae. The record is from RefSeq and is a predicted model, not a curated record. Gene Ontology annotation, biological process: protein phosphorylation. The transcript has 6 exons.
AUGGCGGUCGACAGCAGCAUGGCGAGCCGAUACCAGGUGAUGGAGGAACUGGGCAGUGGUAGCUUCGGCACGGUUUACAAAGCCAUUGAGAAGGCUUCGGGGGAUAUUGUGGCUAUCAAACAUAUCGAUCUAGAGUCGAGCGAGGACGACAUCGCCGAGAUCCAACAAGAAAUCUCGGUCCUGGCCGCAUGCGCAAGUCCCUUCGUCACCCAAUACAAAGCCAGUUUCCUGCGAGGUCACAAGCUAUGGAUUGUCAUGGAGUACCUGGGGGGCGGUUCUUGCUUGGACCUGAUGAAACCCGGUAUCGUCGAUGAAACAUACAUUGCGAUUGUCUGCCGGGAACUGCUUCUUGGAUUGGACUACCUGCACCGAGAAGGAAAGAUCCACCGCGAUAUAAAAGCAGCCAACGUUUUGCUCUCGCAUUCCGGAAAGGUCAAGCUGGCAGAUUUCGGAGUAGCUGCCCAGCUCUCCAACAUCAAGUCGCAAAGAAACACAUUCGUCGGAACACCAUUUUGGAUGGCGCCUGAGGUGAUCCAGCAGUCGGGAUAUGAUUUUAAAGCUGAUAUUUGGUCACUCGGUAUUACCGCUAUGGAACUGGCGAAUGGAGAGCCACCUCACGCCAGCACGCACCCGAUGAAAGUGCUUUUCCACAUCCCCAAAGCCCCGGCCCCCCGCUUGGAGGGCAACGAAUUCAGUCAAAGUUUUAAAGACUUUGUCGCCCAGUGUUUGAUCAAGGAUCCUGAUCGCCGGCCGACAGCAAAAGAGCUUCUCAAACACAAGUUUAUCCGCUAUGCAGGAAAAACAGAGGUAUUACAGGAAUUAGUCCAGCGUAAGCAAGACUGGGACAAUGGAAAGGACUUGGAGGACGAUACCAGAUAUUAUGCUGAGACUCUUACUACCUUUACACCGAAAGAAGAAGAUGACGAUGGGUGGGUGUUUGACACGGUCAAGGCACCAACUAUGAAGAAGCCGUUUAUUGCCCAAGACUACUGCGACGAUCCUUUUGUGACGACAGAGGAGCUUAGUACAAUGACUCCUCAAACCGUAUCCAAGCCAGUUGCGAACUCGACUGUGCGUCGGACGCCUGCGGCAGAGCAAUCCCCGUCUAUUAAACGGGCCAACACAAAGCGCAGGUCCAGUGGUAUCAAACAGCCACUUGGAUUGAACCUGAGUUACGGAAACAGUCCUUCUACUGUGCGCCAGUUCCGCCGAGUAUCAGACCGCACUACGAACGACUCGGCACAGAGCUACAACUAUCCCCCGGGGAUGGACGAGAACGCAGGCGCCAAGACUUUGUUUACCGAUCCUGUUCCUAACAGCAAGGAGGCCCAACUAGGACGAAGGGCAUAUAGCAAGGGAAUCGGAAUUGCUUGCCAGGAGAUCCUAUCAAAUACGGGAGACCAGGAAAAGAGAGAAGCAAUCUCGCGGCUGGCUGAGGCUUUCAGUGACCUAGAGAUGGUUGACCCUGAGGGACUUUACCAUAUAAUUAAGAUGUCCAACGAGAAGAUGCAAAGUGAUUCCAAGCUUUCUUCACUCAUCCCCGAGCCAGUGCAAUCGGGAUCGCCUCAGAAGCCCAAGCUCGUCCUCGCUCAGAACAACCCUCAUCUCAAGAGUCACCGACGUCGGCAGUCCGAACAGAUCCCGGUUGACACGAGCUUGAGCCCAUCACUGGCCAACUUGCCUGGACAGAGCGCCCCCGGUAUGGACCACACCAAACAGCUAGCUGAUGUCCUUUACCAGCGAUGGAGUGAAGGCCUCCGCAACCGAUGGCCGGCCAUUUAG